CGGCGCCCGCGCGGCGCGGCCGUGACGACAUCAGCCUGCGCCCGCGGGGCGGCGAGCGCCUGCGCAGUGGCUCUCGGCGGGCGGUUGCUUGUUGGUUGUUGUAGUAACGGGGGAAGCAGCCGUCGGCGGCUGCCGUGAGCCCGGCUGGGGAAGGAGGAGGGAGGUAGGCGCAGAACGCGGUCCCCGCCCGCCCGCCCCAAGCCAUGGGAAGAUGAGACAGGAAUCUGUGCCACCUAAAUCGUUUGAUCCUGUGAAUCUGCAAGGAAAGGUCUCUGAGGCCCCUGUCUUCUGACUGCAUGACAAGCCCUAAAGGAAAUGCCAGUCGUGAUGGCCCGGGACCUGGAAGAAACAGCAUCAUCCUCAGAGGAUGAGGAGGUGGUAAGCCAAGAGGAUCAUCCGUGUAUCAUGUGGACUGGAGGCUGCAGGAGAAUUCCAGUUUUGGUGUUCCAUGCUGAGGCGAUCUUGACAAAGGACAACAAUAUUCGAGUAAUUGGAGAACGCUAUCAUUUGUCUUACAAGAUUGUGCGGACGGACAGUCGCCUGGUUCGUAGCAUUCUGACAGCCCAUGGAUUUCACGAAGUUCACCCAAGCAGCACUGACUAUAACCUGAUGUGGACAGGGUCCCACCUGAAGCCCUUCUUACUUCGCACCCUCUCUGAAGCACAAAAGGUUAAUCACUUCCCCAGGUCAUAUGAACUCACCCGGAAGGACCGACUGUAUAAGAACAUCAUUCGCAUGCAGCACACUCAUGGAUUCAAGGCUUUCCACAUCCUCCCCCAGACCUUCCUGCUGCCGGCCGAGUACGCAGAAUUCUGCAAUUCAUACUCAAAGGAUCGGGGACCUUGGAUAGUAAAACCAGUGGCCUCUUCCAGAGGGCGGGGUGUCUACCUGAUCAACAAUCCAAACCAGAUUUCCCUGGAAGAGAACAUCCUGGUCUCCCGUUACAUUAACAACCCCCUGCUCAUAGACGAUUUCAAAUUCGACGUCCGACUCUACGUGCUCGUGACUUCCUACGAUCCUCUUGUCAUCUACCUCUAUGAAGAAGGAUUGGCCAGGUUUGCCACUGUACGGUAUGAUCAAGGAGUCAAGAACAUCCGUAACCAGUUCAUGCACCUGACCAACUACAGCGUGAACAAGAAGAGUGGAGACUACGUCAGUUGUGAUGACCCAGAAGUGGAGGAUUAUGGGAACAAGUGGAGCAUGAGCGCCAUGCUUAGGUACCUGAAGCAGGAAGGCAGAGAUACGACGGCAUUGAUGGCCCAUGUCGAAGACCUGAUCAUUAAGACGAUAAUCUCCGCUGAACUGGCCAUUGCUACUGCCUGUAAGACCUUUGUCCCACACCGCAGCAGCUGUUUCGAGCUCUAUGGGUUUGACGUGCUCAUAGAUUCUACUCUGAAGCCCUGGUUGUUGGAAGUGAAUCUCUCUCCUUCUUUGGCCUGUGAUGCACCUCUGGAUCUAAAGAUUAAAGCCAGUAUGAUUUCAGAUAUGUUCACUGUUGUAGGAUUUGUGUGCCAGGAUCCUUCCCAGAGGACAUCAGCUCGGCCACUGUAUCCCACCUUUGAGGCCUCCAGGAGAAACCCUUUCCAGAAACCUCAGCGUCCAGUCUCUGCACAUUGUCAGUCAACAAAUGCCAGACAGCGUUCCCGUCCACUCUCUGCCAGUGAUGCAGAAAUGAAAAACCUGGUGUCUUCAGCCCGGGAGAAGGUUCCUGGAAAACUCGGUGGCUCUGUGCUUGGCCUGUCCAUGGAGGAGAUCAAAGUUUUGCGGAGGGUGAAAGAAGAGAAUGAUCGGAGAGGUGGCUUUAUUCGCAUAUUCCCUACAUCAGAGACAUGGGAAAUAUAUGGGUCCUACCUUGAACACAAGACCUCCAUGAAUUAUAUGCUGGCAACACGCCUCUUCCAAGACAGGGGAAACCCAAGAAGGAGCUUAUUGGCAGGAAGAACACGAAUGCCUGCUGACGGAGUGCCGGAAUUGAAGGUGGAAAGCAUUAAUUCAAAGGCUAAGCUUCACGCUGCUCUUUAUGAGAGGAAGCUCUUGUCUUUGGAGGUACGAAAGCGUAGACGACGGAGUGGCAGAUCGAGGACUGUGAGGCCGAAAUAUCCAGUGAUUACCCAACCAGCUGAAAUGAAUGAUAAAACUGAGACAGAGAGUGAAGAGGAGGAGGAUGUUGCAUUAGACAAUGAAGAUGAAGAUCAGGAAGUAUCCCAGGAGGAGUCUGCUGGGUCUAUUGUGGAAAAUCAAGGCAAAUACACACCCGCAUUGACCAAUACAGUAGAAAGUUCAGCCAAAGAAAAUGUCAUGAAACUUCCUGACUGGAAUAAUAAAAGUGAACAUUGCAGCAAAAUUGAGCCUCACCAGCCAGACCCCAAAUUUAACCUGAUGCAGAUUCUGCAAGAUAACGGCAAUCUUAGCAAAGUACAGGCCCGAAUAGCAUUCUCUGCCUAUCUCCAGCAUGUCCAAAUCCGCCUGAUGAAAGACAAUGAAGGACAGGCAUUGAGUGCCAGCUGGGCUGCCAAAGAGGACGAACAGAUGGAGCUGGUGGUUCGUUUCCUCAAGCGAGCGUCCAAUAACCUGCAGCAUUCACUGAGGAUGGUACUCCCCAGCCGGCGGCUGGCACUGCUGGAGCGCAGAAGAAUCCUGGCCCAGCUACUGGGUGAUUUCAUCAUUGUGUACAAUAAGGAAACAGAACAAAUGGCUGAGAAGAAAUCAAAGCGGAAACUGGAGGAAGAGGAGGAAGAUGGGGUGAAUGCAGAAAACUUUCAGGAGUUCAUCAAACUAGCAAGUGAGAGUGAGCUGGAGGAGGUGCUGACUUUCUACACCCAGAAAAACAAGUCUGCAAGUAUCUUCCUGGGGACACACAGUAGGAGCUCUAAGACCAGUAGCAGCUGCUCAGAUAGUGGUGCCAAAGGUGAUCACCCUGAGACAAUGGAUGAAGUGAAAACAAAGCAGUCCAAACAACAGCAGGCAACAGAAAUUCACUCGGAUAAAUUAUCUCGAUUUACCACUUCAACAGAAAAAGAAAAUAAAUUAGUCUAUACCCAUUCUUCCUCUGCUUCUUUCUCUAUCCCGGCUGCUGCCCUUCUGCAGAAAAUUCCCAGCACCCAUUUCUCAUCUAUUAUCACAACCUCUGACCUCUCUGCAGGGCUGGGCCACCAUCCUUUUACUCAGAUUCCACCAUCUAUCCCCAGCAUGCAUCACAAGUCGACAGUCUUACUGAGCACAGUCCCUGACCGUGAACCUCCCUCCGUACACCCCGGAAUACAGACUGUACCAAGCCCUGGUGGCCUACCACGUUGUCGAUCAGGCAGUUACACAAUUGGCCCCUUUUCCUCUUUCCAAAGUGCUGCACACAUCUAUAGCCAGAAACUGUCUCGUCCCUCUUCAGCAAAGGCAGCAGGUUCAUGCCAUUCAAGCAAGCAUGGAGGAGGAGCCAAAGUACAGAGGGAAGGAGAGGAGGGAGCUUCGUGCAACAAGCGGUACAACCCGAGUAUGGUGACGGCUGAACUGCAGCGGCUGGCCGAGAAGCAGGCGGCGAGGCAGUACUCCCCUUCCACCCACAUCAGUCUCCUCACCCAGCAGGUGACCAACCUGAGCUUGUCAAGUGGCGUCAUAAGCCGAUGCAGUGCUUCAACCCCCCCCACCCUCCGGCCUGUCAUCAGCCCUAGUGGCCCCACGUGGUCUCUACAGUCCGACCCCCAGGGUCCCGAGAGCCACUCCAUCGCUCCUGGAAGCAGGAGCCUCCAAACAGGUGGCUUUGCCUGGGAGGGAGAGGUAGAGAACAACGCGUAUAGCAAGGCUACUGGGGUGAUCCCCCAGCACAAGUACCACCCCACCGCGGGCAGUUACCAACUCCAUUUUGCCCUGCAGCAACUCGAACAACAGAAACUUCAGUCCCGCCAGCUUCUGGAUCAGAGUCGAGCCCGGCACCAGGCAAUCUUCGGCAGCCAGACGCUGUCUAACUCCAGCUUAUGGACAGUUAACACAGGUGCAGGCUGCAGAAUUUCAAGUGCCACCUCCAGUGGCCAGAAACCCACCACCCUGCCACAAAAAAUGGUGCCACCGCCAAGUUCUUCCUCCCUCAUCCCCAAGCCCCCGCCCAGUCACAAACAAGCCCUCAAAAAGGCAGCGUCCCAGAGGACAUCCAAAGGCUCCUCGACAGAAGCGCAACUGAAUGGUCUUCAGAGCAGCCUCCCCCCUGCCAGCUUCGUGCCCAGCGCCAGCACCACAGGAUCUUUGAAACUUCCCCAGGUUAUUUUCGCCAGAUCCAAACUUUUGUCCACACACCCUGGAGUAAUAGGACAGAGAAAAUCAAAGUCGGUGAAGUCAGGGCCACUUUAAGAUCCCGCUCACGCUAAACGAUGACCCCCCUGUGACGGCCAACACCGAGGAAGCACCGCAUCACC
Sorex fumeus (smoky shrew) is the source of this 4403-nucleotide messenger RNA. RefSeq names its product tubulin tyrosine ligase like 5 (gene TTLL5). Gene Ontology annotation, cellular component: cilium. Gene Ontology annotation, biological process: protein polyglutamylation; microtubule cytoskeleton organization. The transcript has 35 exons. Gene Ontology annotation, molecular function: tubulin binding; tubulin-glutamic acid ligase activity. Lineage: Eukaryota; Metazoa; Chordata; Mammalia; Eulipotyphla; Soricidae. Bases 316 to 4338 code for a protein of 1340 amino acids. The record is from RefSeq and is a predicted model, not a curated record.